Messenger RNA from Zingiber officinale, 1590 nucleotides. RefSeq lists its product as uncharacterized. The record is from RefSeq and is a predicted model, not a curated record. The transcript has a single exon. Gene Ontology annotation, biological process: DNA integration. Lineage: Eukaryota; Viridiplantae; Streptophyta; Magnoliopsida; Zingiberales; Zingiberaceae. Gene Ontology annotation, molecular function: RNA-DNA hybrid ribonuclease activity; nucleic acid binding. Bases 1 to 1590 code for a protein of 529 amino acids.
AUGGGAAGAGCGCUGACUAAUGUAGAAGUUGCGGGUCGGAUUAUCAAAUGGGCCAUAGAGUUGGGAGAAUAUGACAUACAAUAUCAGCCGCGCACCGCUAUUAAGGCACAGGCCUUGGCAGAUUUCUUAACAGAAGUACAUCAAACCAGCUCUGAAGAAACAUGGAAGAUCUAUGUGGAUGGGUCUGCUAAUCAUCAUGGAAGCGGGGUCGGGGUCUUGGUAAUAUCUCCUCAAGGAGAUAUACUCCAAUUGGCGGUUCGAUUGAAUUUCCGAGUCACAAACAACGAAGCAGAGUACGAGGCUUUGUUGGCCGGACUGCAAGUAGCCAGGUACGUAGGGGUCGCCCGGGUAAUCAUUUAUUCAGAUUCCCAGUUAGUGACUCAGCAAGUUACCGGCAACUUUGUGAUAAAUUGUGAUAAAUUACAAAUGUAUCGGGAAGCUUAUGAGAAGAUGAAGGCAGAAUUUACAGAGGUCACUGUAACCAAGAUACCUAGGUCGGAGAAUGAGCGGGCAGACGAGUUAGCAAAGAUGACCAGUUCCUUAACUACUUGGGUGCUAGAUCGGUCAACGGCACAAACUUUUCUGAUAGCCCAGAUAGAUCUACAAAAUAAUGCAGAAGCAACUAUUGAUUGGCGGACACCCAUGAUCAAUUAUCUCAGGCAGGGUAUCUUACCAACCGAUCCAGAGGAGUCACGGCUAAUUAGGAAGCAAGUGCAUGCUUAUGUAAUGAUUGGAGAUCAGCUCUACAAGAGGUCAUUCUCUCGACCUUUACUUAAAUGCUUGGGAGUAGAGGAAGCAGACCAGACCUUGCGAGAAAUACACCUGGGAUGCUGUGGCAAUCAUGUAGGUGGUCGGAUAUUAUCUCGCAAGGUGCUCCUGGCUGGAUAUUUCUGGCAUACUUUACAGAGGGAUGCUCACAAGUUGGUGAACACAUGCUUGUCUUGCCAGAAACAUCAAAACUUGACACAUCGACCUACGACCCUGUUGAGAACGUCUAUAGUUUCCUGCCCUUUUGAUCAAUGGGGCAUGGAUAUCGUGAGACCAUUUCCGAUGGCGCCAGGUCAGAGGCAUUUCUUAUUAGUGGUAGUGGACUAUUUCUCUAAAUGGGUAGAAGCAGAAGCUUUGGCUCGAAUCAUAGAAGAUGCCGUCAUUCAAUUCCUAUGGAAGAACAUUCUUUGCAAAUUUGGUAUUCCUCACAAGUUGGUGUCUGACAAUGGAAGGCAAUUUCAAGGACAAAGAAUUCAGGCCUGGUGCAAGGGAUUUGGCAUAACGCAAGCCUUUACUUCAGUAGCCUAUCCGCAAAGCAAUGGUCAGACCGAGAUAAUCAACAGAGAAAUAGUACGAGGUCUGAAGGUCAAGCUAGAUUAUGUCAGAGGCAAUUGGGUGGAAGAGUUGCCAAGCAUUCUGUGGGCCUAUCGUACAACACCCCGGGAAAGCACAGGUCUGACACCAUUCCACUUGGUUUAUGGCAAUGAAACAGUGGUACCCAUAGAAAUUGGAGUGCCAUCAGUCAGAAGGACAUUAUAUGAUGAAGAAAACACAGAGCGAAGGUUGGUUGAGCUAGAUCUUAUUAGCGAGACCCGGGACUGA